AACUAUUAUACAUAAACGCAAGUUUUUAUAUUUUUUCUUGCCUAAACUAAUGUAUGGUUAUUUACCAACACCAUAGAAUGGCGAGUGAAUAAUUUGUUUAUGUUUUCCGUUUUUCAAGAAACAAACAAUAUCGUCCUGGGUGUUUGGUCAACAUUCAACAGAUUUCGGAUUUUUUUUUACCUCGGUCAUCGGGUUCAAAGAUGGACCCCAAACACAAAAAGUUGCUUCGAUCACUGCGGCUGUAUUUAGCUGAUGAGCUUUUAGUGGGUGACACGAUCGUUCAGUAUUUAUAUCAAGAGGAGAUCUUAACACAAAGCCAGUUGGAGGACAUUCAGAGUGAGUCAUCUAACCGGGAUAAAGCGUUAAAACUGCUGGAUAUUCUGCCCACGCGCGGGGUGACCGCUUUCCAUCACUUUAUCACUUCGCUAGAGAAAGAGUUUCCGUGGAUCAAAGACACAUUAUUGCAGCAGCUGUGUGAGGAAGACAGCGAUCCACCUCCACCCUUUACAGUUCAGUGUGGCGUUCCUGACCACAUCCUUCUGACGGUUCCAACCACGCAGCAUCUGAACCGUUUGGCUGAAUGUCUCGGUCCCGAGUGGAAGUCUGUCCUUCUGGAUCUGGGCCUUUCUUCUGCAGAUCUUUAUCGCUGCUGUGCUGACCACCCCUUUGCGGUUCAAAGCCAAGUGCUGACGGGUCUGGUGAUGUGGACACAGAGGAACGGAAGAAAGGCCACGGUACAGCGGCUGCUCCAGAGCCUGCAGACCGCAGAUGUUCCUCCAUCUGUCCUUCAACAGGUGUUCGUGUGACACCACAUUUUCGGUUGUGUUUUUCUGGAUAUCGUAAACCUUACCGCCGGAAAACAUUUUGACACAAAGGCACCAAAGGAAAAAACACGUGUCUUUGUGCAUCUCUGUAUAUUUUGGUAUCAAACAGUAGGAUUCUUAUCAAUGAUAAUCGUGAAAAAGUGGUUGUUGGACACCUAUUUUUUUUACAUCCCAUGUUUAUAGCCUUGUCUUAAUUGUUGUGUUUUUAAUGUUAAAGGUGCAAUGUAUAACUUUUAAAAUGAUCUCUUGACAGAAAUGCAAUAUAAUAUACACAACUAUCAGUGGUGUAUAAAGACUUUACUUAAUGAACUGUAUUGUUUUUAUUACCCUUUUUAUAUACCCAGCAGGUCUCUAUACAUAAAAGUCACCGCCAUGUUUCUACAGUAGCCCUAAACAGAUAAACCGUUCUACAGAACGUGUUUUGUCCCUGGGUCAAUGACGUGACGUUAAUUAUUUUGUCCACGUAUCGUUCAAUUAAAUGUAAAAGAGCUAAAAUUUCUAAAUAAAUUCACAGAUUACUUGCAUACAUUUUCUUUUAAGGAAAAAGUCUAAAAUUUCUGGUAUUAUUUCAUUUUGAAAGAAUAUUUGGGGGAUAAUUGCAAAAAUGUCAAUGUUGUGUAAACGGUCUGUGUCAAUUGGUGUAACUAGUAUUUUUUUUAUAAAAAUAAAAAUAUAUUCAUAAAAAAUGUGGAAUAAAAUAUAAUCAUGUAGUUUUAUGAUUUUUUUUU
Molecule: messenger RNA, 1552 nt
Organism: Misgurnus anguillicaudatus (oriental weatherfish)
Lineage: Eukaryota; Metazoa; Chordata; Actinopteri; Cypriniformes; Cobitidae
Gene: cradd
Product: CASP2 and RIPK1 domain containing adaptor with death domain
Biological process (GO): regulation of apoptotic process; signal transduction
Molecular function (GO): protease binding; death domain binding
Source: RefSeq, a predicted model, not a curated record